Messenger RNA from Xylaria bambusicola, 1864 nucleotides. RefSeq lists its product as uncharacterized. The record is from RefSeq and is a predicted model, not a curated record. The coding region runs from base 357 to 1190 and encodes 277 amino acids. NCBI's taxonomy places the organism in Eukaryota, Fungi, Ascomycota, Sordariomycetes, Xylariales, Xylariaceae. The transcript has a single exon. Gene Ontology annotation, molecular function: nucleic acid binding; RNA-DNA hybrid ribonuclease activity.
UGUAAUUCCAUUCAAUUCAUGAGGGAAAGACCAGAGAAAGACAUCAGGUAAUGCGGGUUUUUGUACUAGGGGUAGCUAGCUCACGGGUACGGGCAGAUACGAUGCUUCAGGUACCUACACAGUAGCCAUUAGGUACAGUAGGUAGUGUGCCUGGUGCUACAGACUAGAUUGCGCCUCCUGUUUAGCCAAGCACCUAUCUACCUACCUACUUACCUGUUUGCUCAUCGCUUGUUCAUCCUCUCUUCACAUGCUUUUCUCUAUUGGACGCAUUGCGCUGUCGAACUCCCUCUCAUAAGGCCCUCUGUGAUUUCGACGCGACGGAUCUCAAGUGCAGCCUCAAGCCUGGUUAAGUCGCCAUGGCUGCCUAUAACGGCACAACACCAUUCUUUCGCGCCCAGCCCGGUGCUAUAGGCUUGUUACCGGAGUCGAGGCAGCCCCAAAAGAUCCGCAAACGCCUUACUCGUCGAUCUAGAGUUAGCACUGCUACUAUUUUCGUGCCCAGCUCAGACGAGACUCCGGAGGAGCACUUCCCUCUACAGACGGUAUACACCCGCACCUCUCAUCCUCGUUUCGUGAACCGUUAUGAUAGCCGCGAGAUACUUCUGGUAAUCGACGGUAGCUGCGUCAAUAACGGUGCCAUCUCACAGCCGCCGGCUGGGGGCUGCAGCUUCACCUAUAAGGGUACCGGCAAGUCGGGUUUAGCCGCCUUUCCAUUCACGGCGGGGCAUGGUGACGGCGGCAUGGUUGGAUUUCCGCUUGAGCAAUCUGGUCCGGGCGGUGAGCAGCACGUCGCUACCAGCAAUCGCGCCAAACUCCGGGCUGUCAUCGCAGGGCUCGAGUUCCGAGAAUGGCAACAAGAGGGGUGGAAGCGCAUUGUGAUUGCUACUGAUCUUGAAUACGUCGUUCUUGGUGCAACGACGUGGCUAGCCAAAUGGGUCAAACGACGAUGGAAAAACCGUAAAGCGCGACAGGUUGCUAACCGGGAUCUAUGGGAAGAACUUCACGGCAUCAUUGAUAGACUGGCGCGCCUAGGAACAGAAGUGUCUUUUUGGCUGAUACCCGCUCGGGGCAUGAUCAAACAUUCCUCUGGUCUGGUACAGGAAACAAAAGAGGUCGCUAGAGCGGCUGCGACGGUCCACUUCGAUGCGUCAGCCCAGGAAUUCACGAGGUUGUGUGGUAUCGAAGUUUGAAUCGUUGAUUGCUUCCCCAGACUGCCCAGAGGUUGAUUCUAGCUUGGCCCACUCACCCAUCGUGGCAUCUAUUCGUGGUAUCGCUCCCCACCAAAUAGACACCGGCCUGAUCGAUUCGCGCUUGUAUUUUAAAAGUUUGGAUGCUGAUACUCGUACCACGCACGCGUUGUGACAACAAGGCGAUUAGCACAGCAAACAAGAUUACCUACCACACAUGGUACUGUCGAGAAGACGGACACCCAAGAAGGAUCAUAGUAUUGUGCAGCACCAAUGGCUUGCUGCCAGGUUGCUUGCUCCUAGUUUGGAAUAGCCUUCGCUACUCCGAGUUUCGAAUGGUUCCCUGGUUCACAAUGGCGAGGCGGUACGUGAGACUUCGCGAUGGCACCAAGCCUCCUCAAUUACAAUCUAAAAGUAUGGAAAUGCUGCUUUUGCCAACAGACAAACAUGCACCAGUAUUGCAGCCCUAAUACAGUUAUCGAAUUCACGCUCACCGAUUGAAACUAAAUCUUACUUUGCCACUUUUUCUUGUUUCUUUCUUUUCAUAUUCAGGUUCGGGUACAGCAGGCGGUGUGCCGUAGCCCGGGAAGAAGCUGUUCUCAAACAGGGCCCGAUCUGCAGGGGUCUUGUUUCAUCCACCUGCAGUUUGAUAAGCCUUCGUCCAUCCCCGGAUAUAG